This is a messenger RNA of Ceratina calcarata, 12082 nucleotides long. It is a transcript of the gene kek5, whose product is annotated as leucine-rich repeat, immunoglobulin-like domain-containing kekkon 5 protein. The coding region runs from base 564 to 2813 and encodes 749 amino acids. Lineage: Eukaryota; Metazoa; Arthropoda; Insecta; Hymenoptera; Apidae. The transcript is spliced from 4 exons. Gene Ontology annotation, molecular function: protein binding. The record is from RefSeq and is a predicted model, not a curated record.
ACAGAUACGAACGGAAAUUAUAGCAUUACGCUUCAAUCACGUCCCGUCAAUAGCAAAGACGCGCGCGUCUCUAUUCUUAGUUUGACGAGUAUUCUCAUCUCGGCUGGUAGUAUCUUUAGCAGCAAGAGCCUCCGUUUCCGAAUGGAUACACUGGACUUUAAAUUAGAUACUGUCCACUAAAUAAAACGAGUGUCGAAACUGUUUAACAGAAUAAAUAUCAGUGCAUGUGUGUAAUUGUAACUAUCGACAAUCAAGAAACAAAACUCUCUUAAUGUUGUGUUGAGAAUUGGUUAAAUUAAUUGUGUUUUGUAUGGUGACAAACAACAAAUGACGUGAAGAAUUUAAUCAAAGAAAUGUAUAUAAAGUUCUCAUUAAAAGUUUCGAAACCUCUGCCGCGAUACAAUAAACGUAUUUUCUUCAGUCCCUUUAUUUCAUUAUAAUGGCGUUUCUCUGGUGCGUAAUUACAACAUUCAAGGCUGCAACAUCAAGCGGACUCUCGAUUAUUAUUUUUGAGAACAAUAUCAGAGAGAAAAAUUUUACCACCUCGUACAUAAAUCCUCGGAAUGGAGCUAAGAACGGUGAAGCUGUUGCUCUACUCGGCCCUAGUGGUCACCAUGUGCCGGAGCGAGGAAGACUGGACAGCUCAAUGCUCGCCAUCUUGCAAGUGUAUGUGGAUCUCCGGCAAGAAGACAGCUGAAUGCAUCAAGCAGAAUCUCACACAGAUACCUGAUGGCCUGUCGCCGGAAAUCCAAAACUUCGACCUGACCGAGAAUCGUAUCACGCAUCUGAUGCACGACUCGUUCAGCCGAGUGGACUUGGUGAACCUGCACAAGCUGGUGCUACGAAAAUGCGAGAUCGAAUCGAUUCACACGGACGCGUUCAACGGACUAAAGCUCGUAAUCGAGAUCGAUUUGUCCGCGAACUACAUUAGAACCCUGUACCCUGGCACGUUCGAGGAAACGCAACGACUCAGGGUGUUACUAUUAAACGAAAAUAAACUGAAGGUGCUUGAGAACGGACUGUUUCGCGAUCUAACUUAUCUACAAAAAGUAACGCUAUCCAAUAACGAGCUUGAACGAAUAGAGGAAAGGACGUUUCGUGAUUUGCCGGAUUUGAGGAUGUUAACCUUGGACGGGAACAAUUUAACCAUGUUGAGGCUACAGAGCUUCGAUUCGUUGCCGAAACUUGGCAGUUUGGAAUUGAAGAACAAUCCAUGGAACUGCAAUUGUCGUUUGAAGUCCUUCCGCGAUUGGACAAUCUGGAAAAAUUUGUAUACGAAACCCACCACGUGCCACCAGCCGCCCAGUCUUGCGGGAAAAAUGUGGAACGAGAUAAGGAGUGAUGAGUUCGCCUGUAGGCCAGACAUUUCCACAAUCGGGCCAUCGGUUAAGGUUGAAAUGGGAAGGGGGAACGUGACUUUCUGGUGCAAGGCUUCCGGGAUCCCGAAACCGCAGCUCACCUGGGUGUACCGCUCGAGAGUAUUGAACAAUGAUACCAGACGUCACAACGGUGAGAAGAACUACAUCUUGAGAUCCAGCCACGAAUGGUUAAACCUAACUAUACCGGACGUGGUGCACUCCGACAAAGGCGAUUACGUCUGUCUGGCGAAAAGUCCCGGCGGGAACACUGAGAAAAACGUGACCCUUAUGAUCGCCGGCGAUGCUACAGGCGGCAGGGACAAUAUAAUCAGCCUACCGCUCGCUCUCGGUUUAGGCGUGACCGCGUUGGUGUUUCUGUCCGUCACCGUGUUCCUUUGCGUGUGCUAUUGUCGUCGCCGACGGAUGAGACACGACGAGAAGAGUCUGGAGGCGGCCUCGAUGGAGCAUGGUUUAGGUGAACAGGAAAAGUCCCUCAUCACAACCAUAAAUCCCGUGGUGAAGCCAGCCAGACGUUACGAGGCGCCUUCGGUGACAUCGCACGGCACCGAAAUGACGGAGCUGAAUCGUACAUUGCUGGACAACGACUCGGUCUUCGCUGACGGUAUCGGUGGGGGUGUCGGAGGCGGAGUGAUCGGCGGCGUCGGCGACGACGAGAGGGAAGAACGAACGACACUGGACCUCGAGCCCGGCACCGGCACCCUGUGCCGUGCUGGAACCGGCAGCUAUCGCCAGUAUCCGCCGGAUCUGUUGGCGUUCUCCGGCGGACGGGGCGCGUCGCCAACUAGCCAAGCGUCUACAGCGCCGGACAACACUCGUCUGCCGAGCCAACACGUGACGUCCACCGCUGCUACUUACGGUUCGCCGUCGAGCCAAUAUCCGGCCGCCUUCAAGACUCUGCCGCACAACCGAAGCGUCACCCCUUACGGGAGCUCCACGAUAGCGCCUGUGAUGCCAAGACACGGAUACGUGACCAUACCGAGGAGACCGAGAGCACCAAGCUGGAGCAGCGGGCCACCUACAUCACCUACGGAUGGAUUGGAACCAGUUUACGACAACCUUGGAUUAAGGACUACCGCGGAUGGCAGUUCGGUACUAUCAUUGAACAAGAGUCCCGAGCCAUUGUCUUCGAUGAGAAAUCGACCCCUACCUGGGACACCUAAUUCGCAUUACGGUACUAUACAACGGAGCACACCGAACAUACUGACGAGCAGUCCACUCGAUAGAGCUGCGCCGGAAGGCGCGGCCGAAUGGCCGACGAAACUCGCCGACGAAUCAACGGACAGUAAUAUUCUCCUUGGACAACAGCAACAACAAUCGGGUGGCAGUAACACGCUCGGAAGGAAGGUGCCUCCCAGGCCACCGCCAAAACCUAAGAAGAAGUCGGCGAACGGACCAUUGUACGAAGACGAGGGCGAGGAUGGUACGGAGGUAUGAUCGACGUACAUCGGUCGGCGAAGAUGAGGCCGGGAGGUCGUGGCAGUGGUGAGCACAAGGAACGCUUGACCGACGCCACAAUAAACCGGUAGUGCCUUUCAAGAAGAGACGACCUAAACCGCGGCGUCCGCGGGCCGAUGUUCGGUUUGAGCGCGUAAGUUUGUGCCGACGAAUGAACGUACCGGAGCUCCGACGUCCGGUGGACACAGAUACGAAUGGUGAACCGCUGACUCAAACCGGAAAACAACGACGAAAGUUUCUCGGACGAGACGCCUAUCGUCGGUCACAUUUUUUUUAUCGUCGUGUUUUCCCUUCCCCUUUUCUCUCCUCUCUCUCUCUUUUUAUCUACAGUUUUAUGUAUUUUUUUUUUAAUUUAUUUUGGCUCGCAAUGUAUGACCUCGUGAUGACGAACACAUGAACUCUUUCUGUGACCCGCAACAUCGACACACGAUUCUUCACGGUGAACUUUUGGCACGCACACGACUUUCGUGCACGUAGGUGAAAAUAGACGAUGUACUUUCGAAUCGUUUCGCGAAUAAUCAUCCAUUGAGGCAGGUGUGCCCUAAGGUACUUCUAUCUUGUCUCCAUUUAUACUAUAAGACUAAUAAUGUACGAUACAAAGUUUGUCGUUGAUAUCACAGUGAAUAAGACACAUAAGACAACUUAAGACAGUUUGACCUCUUUUGUUGGUAAGAAGGCAUAGUGCACAAUGUAAACAAUACGUAUAUGUCUUAAUAUAAUAACUGUUUUUCUAACAACUAAAACUAAAUGCAUUAUUACGUUAUCUUCCUUCGAACGUACCCUAAAAUUGAGAACUGUUUUUGGAUAAUAGAUUUGCAGUGUGCAUUAGACCUUUCAAGUUCAGAGAGAUAAAUCUCGAUUAAUCGCUGGACGUAACGAACAAUAUGAAAGUUUCGUACUUGACUUCAAUCCUAACGAAUAAACUGUUGGACACUGUGGGUUCACAGAAGAUCAUAGACAAUUUCAUGUAAAAUAGAAAGUAACAAAACGUUAGCAUUAAAAAUAACGUAUCUUCCAGAACGUUUAUCUUAUUUUUCGACAUGUAUGUCUAAAGAGAAUCGCGUUCGAACCGCAGCGCGGCCGUCGUAGAUACGAUGUAAUGUAUAUUAUUUUAAAAGACUAAUCUUUCGUAAAAUGAUCAAUGACGAUCAGUAGUAUACACUUUUACUCCAUUCAUUUAUUUUUUUAUUUUUUAUUUAAUCUUUUAUAUGCACCUUUAUGCAGGACGGAAGAUCUAUUCUAUACGAUAGCUUACUGUCAAUAUAUUUUUUAUUCAAAAUAUGCAAAGCAGUGCUUUAGUUUUGUCCCUUUUUAUAUCGAUAGGUUUAGAGUGAUGUUUCUUUCUUCUUUGGCUAAGUGUUAUACGUCAGUACUCGAUGUAAUGACAUCAAUUGGAAUUAAACAUAAACUUAUCGCGUUUAAGUAAAAAGGAUAAACAUAUUUAAAUACCGAGGAUGUUAUAUAGUAACUGUUUCUGAUAAUAACGAAGUUAACAAAGCUGCGUACACAUAAAUCUUCCGAUUACAUUUAAUGGUAAAAAAAAAAAAAGGAAGAUGUUCUAGUGCGAGGUCGUAAAUCGGUAUACAAGGAAGUCGGCUUCUGGAAUUGGGAAUUUCUCAAGGAUCAUGUAACGUGGUUUAAGCAGUUAAAACGUUACCGGCGACCAAACACAUAAUUUUAUUCAUGAAAUAUUUUAAUAUUCGCGCAAUGCCAUGCUACGUGUCCUUCGUUUUGACGAAGCGGAUCUCACAACAGCGUAUAUAUUGUAAAAAGAAUCAUGGUACGAUUUGUACAUACGGUGUAUCUAUAUUAUACAUUAUAUGUAAGAAAUAGCUGAUCUGUCUUCUGUUUAGUCGAAACAGUGCAAGGUGUGAUUCUGCGAUUGUUCCGUACGGCGGAAAAGGAAUUACCUGAUGAUUAACAAGGAAAGGGGACGUCUAUCUUCGAAUUAGGUGUACGACAACGUGGGGAAGUUAAUAUUAAAAAUACUACUGUAUACGUAACAUUUGAUGAUCUGCUUGGGCAGGCUCACAAUUGAAAAGUCUCUGUACAUUACAUGUACUUCAAGUAAUUUAAUUCUAUCACAUAAUUGGAAUAAAUAUUAACGACGUUUCAAACAAAUUAUUGUUGUUAGAUUGUGAGUGAUUAUGCAAAUUCAUAUUAUCGGUAUUUUCGUAUAAUGCACAAAGCCAAUUCGUCUAAUUUAUGAAUGAAAAACCGAGAAUAAAGUGAAUCAGUUCACAAAAUAGCAUUCUACGUUUUAGUAAAAAAAUUUGUUGUAUUUUUGAAAUUUUUAAGUUUAAAUCAAUAGAAUCGAGAUCGUAAGCAAUCUACGAAUUGACAAAUCGAGCUUAAUGAUUCUUGUACCUAGAGAAUUGCAAAAAGAAAGAGUGACGCAACCACAUCGAUCGCUCGUAAGUUUUACUUUAACUUUACGUAUUUAAAACAAAAAUAAUCAUCUGACUGAAGCUUUUAAUUGUUUUGUAAGAAGUAAUCGCAAAUUUUCGAGAAAACCUUCACGACUACCUUCCAAUUAACCAUCACUCGCGCAUCUUACCGACUCAAUUUACCGUUUAGUGUUACUCGGUACGAAAACGCGAAAGUUUUUUAUACCUUCGAUACGUUUCAUCCGAAACUUAACGUUGUGCGUAUGAGCUUAGCAGGGGAUUUUGGAAUUAAUCGUUCAUGCAACUUGUUGCGAAUACCGUUACCGUAUAGUUCAGCCGAAGGAUUCCUCUCGACGCGCGACGCGAGUUUGAAGGUUAUUAGCAGACAACAAUUUAUCGCUUAUCCAAAUUAAUAGAAUACAAACCUACAUUCCCGCCUCCUAUCCAUAUAAGAUCAUAUCUCGACUUACCCACGUAACUUAAUCGCGUUCAACGGAUAAUUCAACACGAUUGUAACUCGGAUAUCGAUGCAACAAUAUUACAUUUCAUAUUAUCACCUAUUACGUUAGUCUCAUAUGAUCCUAGUUUUUAUCUUAAAAAUUGUGUAACCAAUUUGUGAAUUAAUUAUAGUAUGUCAUUUGUAUCUGUAAUUAUUCAUAAUUAUAAAUAUAUUUUGUUACACUUGGCUUUCACUUGAGGAAACGCUUAACAUUCUAGUAUAAUAUUAAUAUACUUCGAAGCUGAUUUUUCUUUUUUUAUUAACAACUGAAAAUUGGUUUAGUUCAAUUGAAAUGUUAAUUACGAUUAACAACAUUUUCAAAUGCUAAAUAAAAAGAAAAAUACUAUUCUUACUGAUUUCAAUUUUUGAAGCUGAUUUUCACAAGAAUUUCACAAUACCAUAUAAAACUAAAACUUUCCUUAUAUUUUUAUAUAAAAAGAUUUUGUACGAGAUUAAUAGUAUAAUACAGGAGAAUCUAAAUUGUAAUGUUGUUUUGCAUAAAUGUUUACGCAACUUACGAUCGUGUUAGACACUCUGCCGAAAUACAAUGUUAUUGCAUCGAUUUUCCAGUUACAAUCAUAAUAAAUUAUCCGUGAAAUACGAUUAUAUUGCACAAGUCCGCCGAGAUACGAUUUUACGAAUAGGACGUUUCGAUAUGUUGAUUUCAGUUCUUUAUACGAAGGAUUCUGCUCCCCUUUGACCGGGAUUUGCUUUGAACCGUUUUACCUUCAAUUUGCUUAGAAAAGGUAAUACCAAUUAUUUCAUGAAAAAUAAUUUAUGCAGAUCGAUCGAUCGUCUGCUCGUUAAAAGAAUUAUUGAUUCAACGUUCGUUCGUAAAGAACGAUGAGAAAGGUUUUUAAAUCUUACGGUCUUAAUUUAAUCUUUUCGUUGUUACAUAAAUAAUAAUAUUCUUUAUCCGACGUUUCAUAUCGUGAAUUACUCAAACAAUCAUUUUAUACACUACCACUGUAUUACAGCCAUGCGCAAUUCAUUUCAAUAUUUGAAUGACAAUGACCUAUCAGUGGCGACAAGGUAUCUUCCCCGUGAAUCGUAAUUCGCCUAAACAGUAUUACACAAUGAAUCUGAAAACGAUAAUGCGAUGUGAGUGGGACGACUCGGAGAAAAAUUGUUGCGCGAUUGUGUAACUUCACUUUUCCGGUUGUUUUCACAAGACUAGUGCAUGUAUUUAUAAAAGGAGGUAAUAAAAAAAUUGCUAUCAACGGAUAUCGGCAUUGAUAGUUUUAUUCUAUUUCGAAUUUAAAUAAGCACAAUAAAAGUUCCAACAUUCGGAAAUAUAACUAAUGGUAAAAAUGACCAAUGGGUCUUCUGCAGUUUUCAUAAAAAGAACACAAGAGCUUCGAUUGGCCCACAGCCGAAAGUCAGGGUUGCACGAUCGACGCACAAAUUGUUUUAAGCGGCCUAGCAGAGUCGCGGCUCGUCCGAUCCAAUAGUCGUGCCGCGCCCUGUAAAUACACAUGAAACUUUAGUUGCACGCUAAUUCACAACGUGGUUUAUUGUAUAAACGUUAGCACGUUCGAAGUAAAGCGCGACACGACCGGCUGGUACGGCGCCACGAGUAUAUUUUUGUAAUUUUGUAUUUUGAAGAGUUCUCCGGCCAAUCAGUCGAUCCCGCCAAUCAUCGCCGCGGCGAAGAUACACUCGUCCCUGUUGCAAGGAAUUAAACUGAAUUCAAGCUAUUCGUACACCUGCUAGCGAAUCAAAUCGAGUGAGAUGAAAUACGGCGCAACAGUUAUACAUGUGUUUCUAAAGGGCCAUCUCUUCAAUUAAUUUCUCGACGAGCGUUUACCCGGCUGUCCACGUCGAUUUCUACAUUCACAUUGACGCUUCUUCACUAUAAUUCCUGGGAUUAUGAUUUUAUUUAGAGUAGAAUGCAGAUAAAUGAAAAUUCAAGAGGUUCGCGUGCCUCUUAUUGUUAGAGCAUGUACUACUGCAAGCAACUUCCAUACACGUCACACGAGUAUAGACAAAAUCGUAAAUAGAGAGAGAGAGAGAGAGAGAGAGAGAGAGAGAGAUACAGUUUAUCUAUUUACAUAUUACCUGUUUCUCUUAGCACAGGAUUGGCCACGAUCUUUUUCUUUCAAAUUCCUUGUUUCAAAUCAUUUUGAAUACUAGCAAAUGAGAAAAGGGACAGUGUUGUAAUUAAUACCGUGCUGUAAGAGAAAGAUAGUAUAUGUAUAACUAAACAUUUCUAUCCUGUGUACAUCUUUAAAAGCACUUGAAAAGCAAGUAGUACAUGCCCUAAUUCUUGUAAACCUAACUUCUCGUUCAAAAUUUAGGAGAAAGUUAGAGGAUUUUAUGUAAUAACUUCUGUACGAUACGGCAGUACGGUAUGUUAUAUUAUUUAGAACAAUUAUUUGAAAUCUGACUGAUGAGAUCAAAUAAUUCUUUCCUAAAGUCCUAAAGAACAAGAUACAGAUUAGAAAGGACGUUUUUACCCACCAGCAAGAUUUGUUUCACAUUCGACACAUUCCCGUGAACGUCAUCUCCCAAGCUCGGUUGCUUCCAUUUAGUGAAUAGCGGCACGAACAUACACGAAUGAAAAUAGAACAUGCAGAAUCCCCACAAUUAUAGGGUAGGGGGGUCAGUCGUGUACUACUUGUAUGUCCUCUGUAGUAUUAAGUAGCUGCGUCGUGUUUACCAGAGAAUGCACAUGACAAACCAGCACCAGUCGGUGUGCAAUUAUUAUCGCGAAGAUACUUUGCACGCUUGUGGUGUUAAGCUGUUCGACGUUUUAAUGAAACCGUCCUUUUUGACAGCGAAACGUUGCAAUAACACACAAUUUACAACGGGUACUCGGCAAGCAGAUCGUUUUCGCAGUCGAUUAAAACGCCUAGAGAACGCAUCGAUCCUUCGUCAACGUCUUGUCCCUUAAUGACUCUGCGUAUCUACCUGUCAGGUAUAUAUCCGCUUGAAGUCGUUACUCCAGAACGGAAAUUAAAUUCCGAGUAGAUGAAAAAGCGAUAGCGGAAAAACGGAGGUCGAUGUCCGUGUAAUUGCAAACACCGGUUACACUGGUGUUGGUCAUGUCUCGAUUUGGCAUUUUUAACGAGGAACACGCGCUUCGAGUUUGAACGAACAAACGACUCGCGUCAUAGGUGAGGACGCUAAUGGAGAAUAAUAUUGAAUGGAUAAUGUCCAAGCAUUUAUGACCAGUUCUUCUUAUUGAAUCGUGAAAUUAUCGAAUCGACGAUUGGCAAGUGAACGCGCGAAACAUAAUUGGGUCAAGGGAUGACACGUUGUAAGUUCUUAGAAAUCACGUUGCAAAUCUCUAAUAUGUCAUUAUCUUAAUAUACACUAAAGUGCAAGGCUGAAUCAACAUCCUCUAUCCUGUUUUUAUAUGUCGGAGCACACGACUCGAGUUCUUUUGAGUACUUAGCUAGAUACGUUAGAGUAGAGAAAUUUAAUGAGUAGAGAACAUUUCGAAGAAAUAGGAAUCAUGAGAAAGACGGUAAAGGUCGCUUUUCUCAACGCUCUCAUCGUGGUUUGUAAUGAAAACUCCAGCAUCCAAUUAUGACCAUUUAUAUAAGAUUAGUAUGUACGUGCUGAAAAUUUUAUCGAAAUCGGUUAUCGCUGCUACGAGCUAAUCAGGUAAAAUGGUGAUAAACGCAAUUAAAUACGAUUUUUAGCCUGAAAUCUACAUGCUUCGAUGUUUGACGCUUUUUUCGAUUUCGAUACAAGGAUUUCCAUAGAAUUUUCAACAUGCACUAAUCUCAUAUGAAUGGUCAAAAUGGUUUUGUUCAAAUUUUCAUUGCAAGCCCAAACAAAAAUGUUGAAAAAGCGACUUCCACAUUUGUCCUCACGAUUUCUACCAAUUUCAAUUCUUCCGGAAAUUCUCUCUACAUAUCAUUUAGCAAGCUAAUGUACCUAAUUACUAAAAAAAACUCGAGUCGUUUGAUCUGAUUUUAAAAACUUAUCCAGUUCCGAAGCAUGUUGGUUCUAUUUUACUGUUUAAAAGCAAAUAAAAAUCGACCAGUCAGUUGUACUUAAACAUUUUCAGUUCUACGCAGACAAUAGCACAGUAAUUUUUUCGCAAUUGUGCUUUAGUCAUAAUAACUUAUAGAUUAUAAUAUCCUUAGUUUCGUCAUUGUGAUGUUAGAAUAAAUUCUUCAUCUGUCAAAGUACCGUCCAGUACACCGAUCCGAUCGUAAUCGUUUGAAAUUUAACAAGAUUGACCGCUGCCAACAGUUUUCAUAAAGAAUCAUGAUUCGAUUACUUUUAUGAAAAGUUUUGAUAUCUGUCAUAAUCGAUUAGAGUACUUCUUUAAAUACAUAUUGUUAAAAACAAACAAAAUAAUAAAUGGAAAGCAUAAGAGAAACGUCUUUAUACAGCGUAAUAAAAUGUUUUCAGAGCUGAUAGUUUGUUAUUUAAUCAAGAUUGUGUUCGCAUAGUGAAUUUUAAUUAUAUAUUUCUGUCUGUGAAAAUUGAAAUUUAAUUAUCUCGCUGUAUUUAUUUUAUAAUUAUUUAAUGGAGAAACAUCAUUAAACGAAACGAAUGAUACUUAUUUAAUACGUUCAAGAGAGAGCACUAAUAAUAUUUUUAAUUACAUACGUACAUUCUAUCGUUCUGGAGCGCAUUCUUUCUCACUCAUUUGCUUCUUUCACAAAUAUAAUAGAUAUUGUCAGAGUACAGAAACCUGACGCAAUUCAUUAAGAUUACAUAAUUAAUUCUCUUUCUGAAGUAAGAGAUAAAAUGUUGAUCCGCUGCACAAAAAUUUUUAAAAAUAUGCAUACAAAAUUAGAAUGUCAAAGCUUAUUUUUUUUUGUCGAAUUUCAACGUCAAAGAAAUUGUAUUCUUAACAGAAAAAUAAAAUGAUUUAACAAAUGGCCAACGUUAUUAUGAAAAUAAAAAAAUGUACUAACUGCGAACUUAAAUUAGUUAUAUUAUAUUUCGCAAAAACGAGCGAAUAACUAUACUUUAACAUAACACGUUCACUGCCAUUAUCGAAACGUUUCAUCGGAUUUCAUAGGAUAAAAAAUUGAUGGGAGAAUAAAAAUUAAUUCAUGUUCAUUAUUACCGAUAGGCAUGCCAGCAGAAGUAUAAUACAGUUUAAAAGGACGCGUAGACACGAGUGAAAACUACGAAUAGACUUCAUCGCGAAAGAUUACACGACGCGAUAAAAUUUUGGCGUAAGCUGGGAUUGUAUGGACUAUAAGCUGUAGAGCUUUAAAAAGGUUUAUUCGGCUUGUCUCCAUUGUCGCACAAUGGUAACAUCUGGCUCAUCCUACGUUAUACGUAUUAUAAAAGAUGUACCGAUAAAGUCUUCUGAAAUCAUGAACCUUGGAGGCAGUAUGAAAAUACUUAAUUCUAAUUUGUAAGAGAGAGAGAUUGUGCAUUCUCGAUCGAUCGCUCGGACUGUAUCCUAAUCGUCGUUGAAACUGGCUAAUUUACUCGCAACAUCAUUACCUGUAUCAUAUAAUAUAUAGACAAGAACUUUCUGUAUGUAUAUUGUAAAACUGUGAACAACGUACUGUGCGAAGCAUGUUCCUGGUGAAGAGUAUGUAUGUACGUGUAGUCAGGACGCUAUAUCCUGUGGAUUCAGCUGCGUCCAAAUUUCUCUCAUUUGAUUAGAGCGUACGUUCUAUGGAGGUUCUAUGGGGCCGAGUCAUGAAUAAAUGACAAUGUCAUUAACAUAUUUUCGUAUCUCGUGCAGCACUCCGUUGUACAGGAUAAAGAUGCUACUUGAAGCGUUUUUAUCGCAUGAAUAAAGAUUAUUAUACAUAUAAAUGUAAAGGAAACUGUUUGCGUGUCAGGAUAGAUAUGUAUGAAACUCCGUAGGGGGAAAAUAUACCGAUCAGAUUUUUUCUUUUAAUUUUAGAUUCUAGAUGGCAUAGGAACGUUAAGGCUAGAUAAUGGAGCGAGAUGAAAAUCUUUGCGAACGUUGAACAUUUUGCCUUUUUCCUUUCUGCUUUAUUAAAUUUAUUGCCAGUGUAAUUAUUAACAUUCUAGUUAUUAUUACUAUUAUUACUCCCAAUAAUAUUAGUAUUGUUAUCAUUUAAUAUUCCUGUCUAAUUGCUGGAUUUAGUAUCGUUAUGUUGCGUUGUUAUUAUUAUUAUUAUUAUUAUUAUUAUUAUUAUUAUUAUUAUUGUGAUCAUAAUUAAUAAUGCAGGAAGUUUUUAGAUAUUAUGAAAAAUUAUACUUGCCUUCUAAUAGUUCCAGUUCUGCAUAACAUUUCGGUCAAUCAUAAUUUAUAUACCAUUCAAUGUACUAUCAUUGUAAAUACUAUACAUAUUUUAUAAAUAAAAUAUUUAGCGUAACCGUAAUGUUAAGAGAAUGUACUGAAAGCACCAGUCUGUACACUCCGACUACAAUGAUUAAAUUUUAAUAAAUAUCUCCCAAUCCCA